CGUCACUUCCGGCCGCCCGUCCUUUCCGCGCUACUCGGCCCGGGCUCCAUACGGCGUUGUUCUGGAUUCCCAUCGUAACUUCCAAGGGAAACUAACACGAUGUCCGGAGCCCUGGAUGUCCUGCAGAUGAAGGAGGAGGACGUGCUCAAGUUCCUGGCGGCGGGCACGCACCUGGGCGCCACCAACCUGGACUUCCAGAUGGAGCAGUACAUCUACAAGAGGAAGACCGACGGCAUCUACAUCAUUAACCUGAAGCGGACGUGGGAGAAGCUGCUGCUGGCCGCCCGCGCCAUUGUGGCCAUCGAGAACCCCGCGGACGUGAGCGUCAUCUCCUCCCGCAACACCGGACAGCGCGCGGUGCUGAAGUUUGCGGCGGCCACUGGCGCCACCCCGAUCGCCGGCCGCUUCACCCCCGGAACCUUCACCAACCAGAUCCAGGCGGCCUUCCGCGAGCCCCGCCUGCUGGUGGUGACGGACCCCCGGGCGGACCACCAGCCGCUCACGGAGGCGUCCUACGUCAACCUGCCCACCAUCGCGCUGUGCAACACCGACUCCCCACUGCGCUACGUGGACAUCGCCAUCCCGUGCAACAACAAGGGGGCGCACUCAGUGGGUCUCAUGUGGUGGAUGCUGGCCCGGGAAGUCCUGCGCAUGCGCGGCACCAUCUCCCGCGAGCACCCAUGGGAGGUCAUGCCGGACCUCUAUUUCUACCGGGACCCCGAGGAGAUCGAGAAGGAGGAGCAGGCCGCGGCCGAGAAGGCUGUCACCAAGGAGGAGUUCCAGGGCGAGUGGACCGCACCUGCGCCCGAGUUCACAGCCACGCAGCCCGAGGUGGCCGACUGGUCCGAGGGGGUGCAGGUGCCCUCCGUGCCCAUCCAGCAGUUCCCCACCGAGGAUUGGAGCGCCCAGCCCGCCACAGAAGAUUGGUCAGCAGCACCCACGGCCCAGGCCACGGAGUGGGUAGGGACCACUCCCGAGUGGUCCUGAACGCGCUGCUUGCGCACUUGGGGAAGGUGAAGAGAAAGGAGAUGCAAAAUAAAUACGGAUUUCUAA
Dipodomys ordii (Ord's kangaroo rat) is the source of this 1053-nucleotide messenger RNA. It is a transcript of the gene Rpsa, whose product is annotated as ribosomal protein SA. Gene Ontology annotation, cellular component: 90S preribosome; cytosolic small ribosomal subunit; ribosome. The record is from RefSeq and is a predicted model, not a curated record. The coding region runs from base 100 to 987 and encodes 295 amino acids. The transcript is spliced from 7 exons. Gene Ontology annotation, molecular function: laminin receptor activity; structural constituent of ribosome. NCBI's taxonomy places the organism in Eukaryota, Metazoa, Chordata, Mammalia, Rodentia, Heteromyidae. Gene Ontology annotation, biological process: ribosomal small subunit assembly; cytoplasmic translation.